This is a messenger RNA of Xyrauchen texanus (razorback sucker), 6212 nucleotides long. RefSeq names its product protein lin-54 homolog. The record is from RefSeq and is a predicted model, not a curated record. The transcript has 14 exons. Gene Ontology annotation, cellular component: nucleus. Gene Ontology annotation, biological process: regulation of DNA-templated transcription. Bases 197 to 2557 code for a protein of 786 amino acids. NCBI's taxonomy places the organism in Eukaryota, Metazoa, Chordata, Actinopteri, Cypriniformes, Catostomidae.
AUGGCGCUCGGCGCGGUAUUUUAAACAAUCGUCUUCGUCUGAGAGCGGAUGAUCGAAACGGCGCAGCAUCGAGUUGGACUAAGCACUGCACGAUCGAGUGGAAAACUUUGAGGAUUUGACAGCAGUGUUUUGACACAUAUCGACAGUGUAAGAAGAGUGCUUUGAGAUCGGUGUGUUUUCAGUAACUUGCUGCAAGAUGGAUGUGGUAUCACCUGAGCUCAACAGCCUCCCAGAUGAGAUCAUGGAUACAGAGGCCAUCGCAAUGGAAGAGGAACUCCCUGUCGAUCAACUUGCUCCACCUCCCCAAUCGAAAUCAGAGCCGGCACAGGUUCCUAUGGAAACAGAGGUGCCUGAAAUCAUCAGCCUGUGCCCAACCACUACGUCAGAAAUGCAUAUAACCUCAACAUCCGCCGAUAUUCAGAGCAGCACCAGCUUGGGAAACCAACUCCUCCUCGCUCCCUCCAGCCUUAUGGUUAGCGCCACCACUACAACCACCACCCUCGCCAAAACCACCAGCCCUGCGGUGACCCAGAGCCUCUCUAAAAUCUCCAGUCUUACUGUCCCGGCCAACCACCAACUCAUCAUCAACAAAGUGGCCAACUCCCCCACUGCGGAUGGCAAGGGCCAAAAACUCCUGGUUGCUGGGGUCAGUAAAACAGGGCAGCCCAUUAUGUUGGCCCUGCCCCACUCUUGGAACAAGCCCGCCACCACCCAGGGCGCAGGAGAUGGCAGGGCCCAGCCGACACAGAUCAAAAUGGUGACCGCUCUAGGGAAGCCUGUGAUGGGAGUGCAGGCUGUGAGCUCGGCCAGUCAGCUGCUUGGCACCUCCACACCACUGCAGGCUCAGCAGCUCAAGACUCUUCAGAUAACUAAGAAGCCUCCUGUGUCAACAGCUGGACCAAUGAUCACAAAGCUCAUCAUCACAAAGGCCCUAAACAAUAAAGGACUAAACAAUUCAGCUUCAGUGUCUUCUGUAGUUACUGGACGGGUUGUUACCCAGAGUUCUACAGGAACUCCACCACGCACCAUUACUAUUGGCGAGACGGUCAGCACUGUGCCACAGAAUAUGUCUGGCAACAGCAAAAUCGCCAUCUCACCUCUCAAGUCUCCCAGCAAGCUGACAGUUGUUUCAGUGGCCAGUCAGUCUCCAAACUCUCCGCAGAAGUCUGUAACUCUGCCGCUCAACAUGGCUCUAGGUCACCAGAUUCUUGCUGUUCAACAGUCUGCUGCAACCUCUCCAGCUAAAGCAGGAACCAGCCAGUCCACUGCACAGGCAUUAAAGCCAGUGCAGACGGUUACGAUGGGAGGGGUGGGCACAUCUCAGUUUAAGACCAUCAUCCCCCUCGCCACCCCACCCAACGUACAGCAGAUCCAGGUGCCAGGCAGCCGCUUCCAUUAUGUGCGCCUGGUUACGGCCACCACUGGCAGCAGCACUGCACAGACGGGCGCAAGCACCAUCACCAACCCUUCCAUCCAACCAGCCAAGCCUGUGAUGAUGAAUGCCGCGGUACGGAUGUCUGUACCUAUCGUUCCGGCACAGACUGUUAAACAGGUGAUAACCAAACCCUUGACGUCAGCAGCCCAGGUGGUCACCACCAGUCAGACUUCUCAGCGUCUCAUCAUGCCAGCCACACAUCUUCCACAGAUCCAGCCCAACCUCACCAACCUGCCCCCGGGCACUGUGCUUGCCCCGGCACAUGGCUCCGGAAACAUGGGAUAUGCUGUGUUGCCCGCCCCAUAUGUUACACAGAUCUCCCAGCCUGCAUUUGUGACUUUGACCAGCAGCUCCACCUUCUCAACAGCUGCACCCAUACAGACACAAGCCAGGCUUUCUCUCAAUGGUUUAUCAUCGUCCGAAUCAACUUCAAGGCAGAGAAAACCUUGUAACUGUACACGGUCACAGUGUCUGAAAUUGUACUGUGACUGCUUUGCUAAUGGGGAGUUCUGUAAUAACUGCAACUGUGUUCAUUGCUUCAACAACCUUGAUCAUGAGAGUGAGAGACUCAAGGCCAUCAAGGCUUGUUUAGACAGAAAUCCAGUGGCUUUUAAGCCUAAGAUCGGCAAAGGCAAACAAGGCGAGUCUGACAGGAGACACAGCAAAGGCUGCAACUGUAAAAAAUCUGGCUGUCUGAAGAACUACUGUGAGUGUUAUGAGGCAAAGAUCAUGUGUUCGUCAAUCUGCAAAUGCAUGGGCUGCAAGAACUUUGAGGAGAGUCCUGAGAGAAAGACGUUAAUGCACCUGGCCGACGCUGCAGAGGUGCGCGUCCAGCAGCAAACAGCAGCCAAAACCAAACUGUCCUCACAGAUCUCAGAUCUGCUCACGAGAACAACACCAGCCAUCACCAGCGGAGGCGAAAAGUUGCCAUAUACAUUUGUAACAAAGGAAGUGGCCGAGGCGACAUGUGACUGUUUGCUGGAGCAGGCUGAGCAGGCAGAGCUUGCCAACCAGCCUCAGGCCAUGGCAGAGCGUCUCAUUCUGGAGGAGUUUGGCCGCUGCCUCAGCAGAAUCAUCAGUUUUGCUGGUAAAUCCAAGGCGGACUGUCCCAUCAACUGCUAGAGCCGAACCUGGCAAAGCCGUGACUGAGAGCCCUAGCAGCGAAAGACUCUGGGCCCAGAGCACUGGGGGCCAAACCCCUUUUGCUGAACUUAAGGGCCACUGAGGUCACUUUUACUGGCCCUCAUAUGGAUACAAACAGGGCUCUCCAAUAAAGAGCGACAAACCAGAGCUUCCCAUUGGCCUCUGAAUUCUGUUGGGCGGACAUGCUAUAUUCAAUAGGGAGGACUGCAGUACUGUAGCCUCUGUGAGUGGACUUGCACUAUUUGCUUUCCUGGAAGGGGUUUUAUUUUAAAAAAAAAUCUGUACAAUUUUAAGGUUGAUUAUGGCAUUUGUAUGUCUUUUUAAAACUGGAUUUUCAUAUUGUUGUUCUCUGUCUUCACAAAAUGUUUUUUUCUUACUAUUAAUAACCUCAGAAUAUGUUGGGAUACUAAAACUUCCCUGCACAUGUAAUUAGCUGUUAAAUCAUGACUUGUAUACAGUAAAUUACCUAUACUAUAGCUUCAUUGUAUUUAUUCGCUUGCUGAAGAUUUUUGGCCAAUCCCAAAGGUCUUUUUUUUUUUUUUUUUUUAAUGCUCCUAUCAAGUUCACUUUCAGAAGACAUGGUUCAACAUAUAUAACUCAACCAAUUUGUUUUCCAAGCAUGCCAAAGUUAGGCCAGUUUAAUUUUGGUUGUACUUUCUUGGCAGACAGGUAGAGGGCAGCGCCCACAAGAUUUAAGAAGACCAUGAAACUGCAGAGCUUCACCUAUAAUCUGGGUACAGGUGUUCUGUACUUUAAAGCUUCAAGUCAGAUUAUUUAAAGGAGAAAAGAUCCAUUUCAAUCUCAUUGGAUUGACUACUUUAUUAAUGUAAAAAAUUAAAUAAUCUAAAUAAGCCUUGUAAUGAUCAAGUAAUCAUUUUGAAGGCUUUCAGAUGUACUCCUUUAACAUUUGAAACAUCUUAAAUAUGAAGAACCUCUGUAAUGGUGGAAAUAACCUUUGUAAUUUAGGUUUGUUUGGCAGUUUUUGAUUCAGUCACUAAACUCUGUUAUUUAACUCUUAUUUCAAUUUAAAGAGGGAGUUCACUCAAAUGAAAAUCGGUCAUCAUUCACUCACCCUCAUGUCAUCCCAAGCCUUUAUGACUUGACUGACUGACUCUCAGCCAGUCACUCUUUACUUUUAUUGUAUGGAAAAAAGAUGCAUUGAAAGUGAGUGGUGACUGAGGCAAAAAAAAAUUCAUAGAAGUUACUCAUAUGGGUUUGGAGCAACAUGAGGGUGAGUACAUUUUCAUUUUUGGGUGAACUAACCCUUUUUAAGCCUUUGGUUACAAUGAUCAUUUAUAUUAUAAACUCUAUCAGAGCUUAGUUAAUUGAACCAAAUCUGUCCUUCCCUUACCCAGAGUUGGAUGGCUAAAACGCAUUACAAAAACUUGACAAGUUUGUUCAUGUUACACAUGUACGGUAAUACAAAUAAAAAUUACAUUCAUAGUAAAACUGUGGUUACCAAUGUUCCUAUAGUCUCUAUAGUAAAAAUAUAAAUAUAAAAUGCCCUAAUGAAAAUGAACCAUGGUUUCACAAUAGUUAACCUGUAUAACCAUGUAACCAUAUUUUGUGGUAAGAACCAUGGUUUUAAAAUGGCUACCAUGGUUAAUGUACCACAAAUGAACCAUAGUGUUACUAUAGUAAAACAUUUAUAUAACCAUAAUUUUGUCUUGUUACUACAGAUGUUCCAUGAGUAUGGUUAUCGAUGUAAAACCAUGGUAGAUUUUGUGGUUAUGGCUUUGCUACAAAUACCAUAGUUCAACUAUAAAUACUGUAGUAAAAUCAAACCAUGGUACAUUUUAGUAAGGGAUGUGUAAUGCUAUUACGAGGGAAAUGUAAAUCUAUUGCAAGGAGGCUAAAACUAUUUUAGAAAUAAAAUUCACUGUCCUCAAGUGGCUUUGUACGUACAUUCUCAUUACUGUAAUGUGAAAUAAUGAUAUUUGUAAAUCAUGGUAGUAUUUGAUUUACUACUACCUUUAUGCGGAUACUGAUUUAAAUCUGUUUUUGUUUUUUUACUGUAAUACCAGUGAAAAUGACUUGCAGUGAUUACAAAAAAGUAAAACAUCUAAAUGCAUUACAGUAAUGAAAAUUGGGGGAAAUGUGCUUAAUUAGCAUAAAUGUAGCAUUGAUAAUAUAUUGAUUUUAGGGUGAAAUGUUGCUGGGGCAUGUUUUCAUGAUAUUCUCCCAUAUAUCUCGCAUAAUUUGAUCUUAAUCCUCAACACUUAACCCAUGCUUAAUACAGUCAUUACUUUAUAUAACAAAAUAUUAAACCAAGUGGUAUGUAUUUUAUAUAAAUAAGAAGUUUUCCUAGCCAAACAUUUAAUAAAACAUUCUGUUGGACUUUGAACACUAUAGGACAAUAUGAACAUGUAAAACAAAACAAGAAAGAAAAGUUCUUCUUCAAAUGAAGGUAGUCUUCAAAUUACAUUUUUAAAAUGUGUGGGUUUAGUGAUUUGGUUGGCACAGAUGGUUAAUACAUAGUUUAAAUCUUCCAUGCUCAAAAUACAAUGUUAAUUUGAGUUAUUUGCAAAUAAUUAUGGUAAUUCAAAAUGACUAAAUUGUGAGAUGCCAAGAGGCCACGAGCAGCUGCUUGCAUUUCAGGAAUCAUUUUCAUCACAGGUCAAUUCAUUCACCUCUGGGAUUAGUGAAAAUGCUGGUUAAUUAGACACCGGUCGAGUAUCACCGGGUGAAGAUUUUAAAUCUGUAUUAACUGGCGUGUCUGGGAAACUUCCCCAACUCAUCUGAGAAUUUUAUAGGACGUAUUACAGUUACUGUAGUUUUUUUUAGGCUAGUGGAACUAUAGUAACUUAACCAUAUCUUACCCAAAACUUCAAAGAAAGUUUUGCUGAUUGUCGAAUGCAAAUGUUGUCUGACUCAAACCCAGACCAUUACACUGUUGUAAAACCAUGCAAAUCUCUGCUAGGUUUGUGAUCUCAUGCCCUUUCACAGCAAGCUUGCUGUAUCUCACUAUUCAAAGUACAGUUUAGUGUGUGCAUGUACAGAAACAUCAAUUAACAUGGUUUAUAAUGUUGACCUGGAUGGAAAACAGUUGGUCCUCAUUGGUCUAAUAAAGACUGGUGCAUUUGUUAAGCUGGGGGGGUGUGGCCACUUUGAAGAUGCUGUUAUGACAAUAAUCAAAGUAAAUAUCCUCCAAUAUUGUGUAUUAUUUUUUAAUAAUUAAAUUUGGCUCUUGUGUAUUCUGCUAGUAUUAAUUUGCUAUGGAUGGAUGUAUGAAGUGCAAAUAGUGCAGGGUUCAAAAAUUGUAUCAGGUUCAUUCAUUUUAGUUUAUAUGCUGUUUAUCUUUUGAAGGUUUUCAUAAUUUAUGCUGGUAAAAGGAAUACAAGUAAUCCAGACCCUUUUUUCCUCUGAAUGCCUGAAUUAUUUUGAGAAGAUAAACUCUACAUGUGUUCAUGUCGUUUUACAUAGCCAAUGUUAUGUUGUAUAAAUGUAAAUGAAAACAUUAGUGUACCUUUUUGAAAAUUGCAAUAGGUGUUUAUUCUCCAAGUAAACCCCUCGACUUCUGUAUAAAUGUUAUCAUUAUCAUAUGGUCAGUUGUGUGAGGCAGAUGAGUUUUUGUUGACCGUGUAUGUUCUUGUGACUAUUGCUACAAUUUUCUUAGAUGUCUAAUUACCCUAAU